This is a messenger RNA of Coffea eugenioides, 3154 nucleotides long. RefSeq lists its product as uncharacterized. Gene Ontology annotation, molecular function: alpha-L-arabinofuranosidase activity. NCBI's taxonomy places the organism in Eukaryota, Viridiplantae, Streptophyta, Magnoliopsida, Gentianales, Rubiaceae. The record is from RefSeq and is a predicted model, not a curated record. The coding region runs from base 318 to 2936 and encodes 872 amino acids. Gene Ontology annotation, biological process: L-arabinose metabolic process. The transcript is spliced from 13 exons.
CGUGAUUCUUUCAUGUCCAUAUCUGCUGAUAUUCUUUUCCACUCUAUCAUCAUCCUUGUUGUGCCUAUUACAAUGAUCUCUGCCUCUAUAAAUAUCUCCUCUACAUGCUUAGAUUUGGGUGCAGAGUUCUUUUGUUUUCACAUGGCACCUGUUGUGGAUAAUUUUCUUGCCUUUCACGAGAUAUCCUUGUGCGGGGCUCAGUCGUCAACAUUAUUAUAUUGAUUGAUCGGCUUUUGUAUAAAUUUAUGCGGGAUUCUUCAGUUUGCUCUGCUCAUACCUUUCAAUCUUACCGUGGAGGUUGAACUCAGUUGUUCUUGAUGAUAAAGAUGAGGUUUUUGAUGCUGUCAAGAUUGUUACUAUUGAGCACCCUUUUCUCUCUUCUAUGUGAAGAAUUGGUUGUCAGUAAGGAGUGUACUAAUACUUUUCCCGAGUUGUCAUCACACACGUUUCGUUAUGAGUUGCUCACAUCAAAGAACGAGACUUGGAGAAAUGAGGUAUUGGCUCAGAGUCACUACCAUUUGACUCCAAGUGAUAAUUCUUACUGGGCUAAAUUGCUGCCAAAGAGGAUGGUGAGGCAAGAGGAUCAGAUUAGUUGGAUGAUGUUGUAUAGACAAAUAAAGGAUUAUGGAGGGAACAAUAAUGGAAAUGCAGGAGCUUUUCUGAAGGCUGUGCCUCUGAAAGAUGUGAGGUUGGAUCCUAGUUCAAUUCAUGGAAUGGCUCAGCAGACUAAUUUGGAGUAUUUGUUGAUGUUGGAUGUUGAUAGAUUGGUAUGGAGCUUUAGGAAGACUGCUGGUUUGCCUACUCCUGGUCAGCCAUAUGGAGGUUGGGAGGCUGUGAAUUGUGAGCUUCGAGGUCACUUUGUAGGACACUAUCUGAGCGCCUCAGCAUUAAUGUGGGCUAGCACUAAUGAUAAUACCCUCAAAACGAAGAUGUCUGCUGUUGUUUCCAUUCUAUCUGACUGCCAGAAGCAAAUGGGUACUGGAUAUCUUUCUGCUUUCCCUUCUGAAGAAUUUGACAGAUUUGAAGCUUUAAAAACAGUCUGGGCACCAUAUUAUACAAUUCACAAGAUAAUGGCAGGUCUUCUCGAUCAGUAUACAUUUGCUGACAAUGAGCAAGCAUUCAAAAUGUUGAAUUGGAUGGUUGAUUAUCACUUCAACCGUGUGCAAAAUGUGAUUCUGAAGUACUCGAUUCAAAGACAUUGGUCCUCACUAAAUGAAGAAACUGGUGGCAUGAAUGAUGUUCUUUAUAGGUUACACGCGAUAACGGGUGAUCAGAAGCACUUACUGCUAGCUCACCUUUUUGACAAACCAUGCUUUCUAGGAGAGCUUGCCGUCAAGGCCGAUGACAUUUCUGGUUUUCAUACCAAUACACAUAUUCCAGUUGUUAUUGGAGCUCAAAUGCGGUAUGAAGUUACUGGUGAUCCCUUAUAUAAGGAAAUAGGAACAUACUUCAUGGAUAUGAUCAACUCAUCUCAUGCCUAUGCAACUGGAGGAACAUCAGUCAGCGAGUUCUGGUCAGAUCCAAAGCGAUUAGCUAGUACUCUGCAAACUGAGAAUGAGGAGUCAUGUACAACAUAUAACAUGCUCAAGGUAUCACGCAAUCUAUUUAGAUGGACCAAAGACAUAAGGUAUGCAGAUUACUAUGAAAGGGCAUUGACAAAUGGAGUACUGAGCAUACAAAGAGGAAGGGAACCUGGAGUUAUGAUCUAUAUGCUUCCUCUUAAACGUGGGGGUUCGAAAGCCCAAAGUUACCAUAAAUGGGGCUCACAGUUUGAUGAUUUCUGGUGCUGCUACGGUACAGGAAUUGAGUCUUUCUCAAAGUUAGGAGAUUCAAUAUACUUCGAAGAGGAGGGAAAAGUUCCAGGUCUUUAUAUCAUUCAGUAUAUACCAAGCUCAUUUCAGUGGAGAUCUGGAGGAUUUCUAAUCAACCAGACCAUAAUCCCUGUUGUCUCGUGGGACAACCGCCUUCAUGUGACAGUGGCAAUUUCUUCAGAGCAAGAGGCAGCUGUGGUGUCUACUUUGAAUUUGAGAAUACCAACAUGGACAAGUACAAAUGUUGCCAAGGCACUACUGAAUAGUCAAGAUUUGAUCCUGCCAGUGCCUGGAAACUUUCUCUCUGUCACUAGAAAGUGGAGCCCUGGUGACAAAGUCACUCUUGAGUUUCCCUUAAGUCUUAGACUUGAAGCCAUUAAAGAUGAUCGGCCAGAAUAUGCUUCUCUCCAGGCAAUUCUUUAUGGUCCCUACCUUCUUGUUGGUCUGUCUAGUGGAGACUGGGACAUCAAGACAGAGCCCGGUGCAUCUCUUGCAGACUGGAUUACUCCAAUUCCAGCAGACUACAAUGCUCAUCUGAUUUCUCUAUCCCAAGUGUCUGGGGAGGCGGAGUUUUCCCUGACAAAAUCAGAUGACUCCAUCCAAUUGCAGAAGCUUCCUGAACCUGGAACAAAUGAUGCUGUAGAUGCGACAUUCAGGCUUAUCCUAAAAGAACCAUCAGACGUAUUUGCAUCGCCAGAAGAUGCUAUAGGGAAAUCAGUCAUGCUAGAGCCAUAUGGUUUUCCUGGAAUGCUUGUGGAGAAUCAAGGUGUAGAUGAAACACUCCGAGUUGUUCCAGACUCGUCCAAUGACAAGGAUGCAGCUAUCUUCCAUUUGGUGUCUGGGCUGGAUGGGAUGGACGGAACCAUUUCUUUGGAAUCCGAAAACCAUAAGGGUUGUUAUGUAAGUAGUGGCCUGAAUGAUGGUUCAAAUAACAUCACACUUUCCUGCAAAUCUGGAUCCUCAAAUGCUGACUUCUCACAGGCAGUGAGCUUUAAAUUGGACAAGGGAAUCAGUGAAUACCAUCCCAUUAGCUUUGUUGCCAAAGGCACAGAUAGAAACUUUCUCCUGGCUCCAUUAUUUAGCUUGAGAGAUGAAUCUUACACUGUCUAUUUCAACAUUCAAUGAUAGAGUAUAGUUUGCCAGCUGAAGUAGAUUAUAAGAAAAACUAAUUAAGUGAGACUGUUGCGCUUUAUAAUUCAUAUCGUUCUUAGGCUAGAGUCAAGUAAUUGUAACUAUAUGAAAUGUAAUACAUACAUGGAAUGUUACAAAGGUAAGGCUCGUUCUGAGUUUGAAUCGUUUUUCUUAUAAUCUGGCUGUUAUGCCUAAUUUGUAGUAAUGAGACA